Messenger RNA from Anisakis simplex (herring worm), 366 nucleotides. The record is from the annotation of a GenBank genome assembly. Lineage: Eukaryota; Metazoa; Nematoda; Chromadorea; Rhabditida; Anisakidae.
AUGGAAGGAUACAGAACAUGGGAAGGCAUAUGGGAGACACAUAAAAAGGAGAAGAGACAAGCGCUUAUUGCAGUGACAAAGUCACCAAAGAACACCACUUGCACUUCAACAGCAAAUUAUUCAAAAUUCUCGCGACGCGAAACGUUUUAUGCAAAGGCAGAUCAAAUUUGCUACGCGGUCUUAUGCGUAUUUUCGUUUGUAGCAACAGCAGGACGUGCAUCAUCAGCUCCAUCUAGCAGCAAUCAACAACAGCCACAAAAACCAUCAGAACCUUCCAGUGGAGAGUCCGCAGUAACGAUAAUGAGUGCAACAAAUAAUCUUGUUGCAUCCUAUUCCCCAUCCUCAUCUUCUACUCAUCAACAGUAA